This is a messenger RNA of Cornus florida, 1570 nucleotides long. RefSeq lists its product as uncharacterized. The coding region runs from base 348 to 1280 and encodes 310 amino acids. The record is from RefSeq and is a predicted model, not a curated record. NCBI's taxonomy places the organism in Eukaryota, Viridiplantae, Streptophyta, Magnoliopsida, Cornales, Cornaceae. Gene Ontology annotation, cellular component: post-mRNA release spliceosomal complex; Prp19 complex; catalytic step 2 spliceosome. The transcript has 7 exons.
CCUUUUCCAUAUCCCAAAAUGGUUGGUUCCAAACAAAGCCUAACAUUCGAGGCCGCCACAAAGACGACCUAUCUUGCUUCUUGUGUUCGAGAUUUCCUCUAUAAGAGGAUGGAAGAAACGGAAGCGAUGAAUAGAAGAACUCCACCUGUUUCUUAAUUUCAUUACAGAUUCAACUAACCGCGGGCUAUAACAUAACAAGUCAAAUCGAUUCCCUGAAGUUCCCUGGUUGGGAUCUAUCAAGAGAAAAAAAGAAGAAUCAAGAUAGCGACCUCAUCGUUUUGCUCCACUGACGACCACCGAAUAACAGAAAGAAAAAGGUUCUGUAUCCAAGUAGUUAUUGAGGAAGGAUGGCUGAAGAGGGAAGAGUGCAUCCAGACUGCAGAAAUGCAUCAAACCCUUACCACGAAUGUAGUGAGUAUUGCUUUAGGAUAAUUGCUGAAGUCAAGGCUCGGAUGGAUAAAAACAACCAAGGAGCUAUGCAAGCCAGUGGUUGCAAUAUUCAUCCUAUUUCAGUUGUGAGUCCUGAUCAAGGUGAAAAUCCACAUGAUGAAAUACAUGAUCUUGAAGGUCAUCCAAAUGGUGAUAGUGACAAUUUUGCUGAGGAGAAUGUGGAAGGUGACAUCACACAACUCACAGGAAGGCAGAAAAAAUUAUUUGAGUUAAGGUUAAAGAUGAAUGAGGCGCGAAAAGCAAAUCAAACUGCCAUGGUGUCUGAGAAGAAAAGAAUGGAAGCUCCACCAGAUUCUAGAGGGGUUUCAAAGCAAAAAUGGAUUGAGGAGAGGAAGAAGAAAAUUGGCAAACUUCUAGAUGCCAAUGGUUUGGAUAUGACUAAGGCAUAUAUGCUCGAUACACAAGAAGCAGCAGAGGGAAAGUAUAAGAAAUGGGAAAAGGAACCUGCACCUUUCGGUUGGGAUGUUUUUAAUCAGAAAACAUUGUACAAUGCAUACAAAAAACGGACAAAGAACAUUGAGGUCGACGUUGAAGAAUACAAUCAGAUGAAAGAAGCAGAUCCAGAAUUCUACAGGGAAGCUUCAAGCCUCCAGUAUGGAAAGGCACCAAAGGUAUCAGAAGACAAGAUUGAAAGGAUGGUAAAGGAGCUCACGGACAGGGACGAGAAGCGGAAGUCAUUUAGCAGGAGGAGGAAGUUCCAUGAAGAGAAGGACAUCGACUCGAUCAAUGACCGUAAUGAGCAUUUCAAUAAGAAGAUUGAGAGAGCCUUCGGGAAAUACACUUUGGAGAUUAAGAACAACCUUGAGAGAGGGACGGCCUUGCCUGACUAAACGUACUUGGGUGUUAGUUUCAUGUAAUACUUUUGUUGAGGGCUUGAAUUUAACAUAUCUUUUAUCCUCCAAAAGGUGGAGGUUGGUAGAAGAUUGCAUCUACUAACUUGUAUGCCAGCAAAGUGCGUUGCCCCAAAUUGCCAAUACAAUGGUUAAAUGGUACCCUCAUAGUCUGCUUUGGAUAGGUAGAUAUUAUUGGUAUGUAGCAUCAUUGGGUGUAAUAUUAGGGAUAAUGAGAUAAUAUAUUAUAUUAUUACGGGUAAUGAGAUAAUAUAUUAUAUUUUUGCUAA